Messenger RNA from Mugil cephalus (flathead mullet), 4435 nucleotides. RefSeq names its product TLE family member 3, transcriptional corepressor b (gene tle3b). Gene Ontology annotation, biological process: negative regulation of canonical Wnt signaling pathway; regulation of DNA-templated transcription. The transcript has 22 exons. Gene Ontology annotation, cellular component: transcription regulator complex; nucleus. The record is from RefSeq and is a predicted model, not a curated record. Bases 699 to 3098 code for a protein of 799 amino acids. NCBI's taxonomy places the organism in Eukaryota, Metazoa, Chordata, Actinopteri, Mugiliformes, Mugilidae. Gene Ontology annotation, molecular function: transcription corepressor activity; protein binding.
GGGUCCUCGUGUCAGUGCACAGUCUGUGUGUGGUACAGCGCGCGGAUCGGAGGAACCGGGUACCGACGACCGACAUUUUUAACGAAAAUACCCGGUUUAGUGGCCAGAUAAUUAUCAUCCGGACUUACUGGAAGAUUCCCCCACGACCGCUGGAUCUAACGCGGGUUUUUGUUUGAAGUUGUCCACGGUCACGGGCUUCAAGCAGAGUCCGACCGGACGGAGCGACGCUCUCCGUCUCGGGAUCACCGGGGUUUUUUUUUUAAAGGACUCUCAAGGGGCCAAAGAAGAAAAAGAAGAAGUCUAUGAAAAACAGAAACGUGAAUUUUUCGCUUUUAUCAGCCCGCAGUGACUCUUACGAGGAUAUUUAAGCCGCGUGUGGAUGUUAUUAUUGUGAUAUUUUCCUUUUACCUGUACGGCAGAGGGGAGGAAUCAGUCGAGACAAAGGUGGAAAGAGGGGAGAGGAAAAAAAAAAGAAAAAGAAAAAAGAAAGAAAGGGCCGUGGAGGUGAUAGUCUACAUCCAGCGGUUCGGGGUCUGAGUGCUCGCCUCGCAGCCGAGAAAACGAGGCUUUUGUCCGCCGCCAUCCUGCGCGCAGAGGGGAGGGGGCGGCGGUGAUUUACCGCACCUUCACUGGGAUUAUUACCGACGGAAACGAGGAGCGAAAAAACACACCGAUUCCCUCGUGUAAAGGACUCCGACAUGUAUCCACAAGGCCGGCAUCCGGCACCUCACCAGCCAGGGCAGCCUGGCUUCAAGUUCACAGUGGCAGAGUCCUGCGAUAGGAUCAAAGACGAAUUUCAGUUCCUGCAGGCCCAGUACCACAGCCUCAAAGUGGAGUACGACAAACUGGCCAAUGAGAAGACGGAGAUGCAGCGUCACUACGUCAUGUAUUACGAGAUGUCUUAUGGGCUCAACAUUGAGAUGCACAAACAGACUGAGAUUGCCAAACGCCUCAAUGCAAUCCUGGCUCAGAUCAUGCCGUUCUUGUCACAAGAGCACCAACAGCAGGUGGCUCAGGCUGUUGAGCGUGCCAAGCAGGUGACGAUGACCGAGCUGAAUGCGAUCAUCGGGGUACGUGGACUUCCCAAUCUGCCUCUCACUCAGCAGCCUCCUCAUAGUGUCUACCCAGCCUUCAUGCAGCAGCAGCUUCAGGCUCAGCACCUCUCUCACGCCGCCCACGGCCCCCCGGUCCAGCUGCCCCCCCACCCCUCGGGCCUGCCGCCGCCCGGCCUCCCCCCCGUGACGGGCGCUGGCUCGGGCCUGCUGGCUCUGGGCGCUCUUGGCAGCCAGGCCCACCUGCCUGUGAAGGAUGAGAAGAACCACCAUGACCUGGAGCACCGAGGACCCUCAUCUUUUCACUCGCCUCUGGCCAUUCCUCUGAAAGAACGCGAGUCGAGCACGAAUAACUCGGUGUCGCCAUCAGACAGCCUGCGGGCGGCGAGUGAGAAGCAUCGGAGCUCAUCGGACUACGGCCUCGACUCCAAGAAACGCAAAGUGGACGACAAAGACAGCAUGAGCAGAUAUGACAGUGACGGAGACAAAAGCGACGACUUGGUGGUGGACGUCUCCAAUGAGGAUCCAGCCACCCCUCGAGUCAGCCCCGCUCACUCUCCUCCCGAGAACGGCCUGGAUAAAUCUCGAAGCCUGAAGAAGGAUGCUGCCCCCAACAGCCCCGCCUCCGUGGCCUCGUCGGGCAGCACGCCGUCCUCCAAAGCGAAGGACCACGCCCAUAAUGACAAGUCGUCCACACCGAGCCUGAAGUCCAACACUCCCACACCGAGGAAUGAGGCUCCGACACCGGGAACCAGCACCACUCCAGGACUACGGCCUCUGACGAUGGGCAAACCACCCGGCAUGGAGGCAUUAGCUGCCCCGGCCCUGCGUACGCCUCUGUCCAUCGCAGGUUCUUACGCCUCCCCAUUUGCGAUGAUGGGCCACCAUGAGAUGAACGGAUCCCUGACCAGCCCGGGCGUCUACCCUGGUCUCAUUUCUCCACAGAUGAGCGCGGCAGCAGCCGCUGCCUACGGACGCUCACCAAUUGCCGGGUUUGACCCUCAUCCUCACAUGAGAGCUCCAGGCCUGCCAGCCAGCCUCACGUCCAUUUCCGGAGGAAAACCAGCUUAUUCUUUUCACGUAAGUGCUGAUGGUCAGAUGCAGCCCGUGCCCUUCCCUCCAGAUGCACUGAUAGGCCCGGGCAUCCCGCGCCACGCUCGCCAGAUCAACACGCUGAGCCACGGGGAAGUGGUGUGCGCUGUCACCAUCAGCAACCCCACACGUCACGUCUACACCGGCGGCAAGGGCUGUGUCAAGAUCUGGGACAUCAGCCAACCUGGCAGCAAGAGCCCCGUGUCCCAACUGGACUGCCUGAACAGAGACAAUUACAUCCGCUCCUGCAAGCUGUUGCCUGAUGGCCGCACCCUAAUAGUGGGUGGCGAGGCCAGCACGCUGACCAUCUGGGAUUUGGCCUCGCAGACGCCUCGCAUAAAAGCCGAGCUCACUUCCUCGGCUCCGGCCUGCUACGCGCUGGCCAUCAGUCCCGAUGCCAAGGUCUGCUUCUCCUGCUGCUCCGAUGGAAACAUCGCCGUGUGGGACCUCCAUAACCAGACCCUCGUCAGGCAGUUCCAGGGCCACACGGACGGAGCCAGCUGCAUCGACAUCUCCCACGACGGGACCAAACUGUGGACCGGGGGGCUCGACAACACCGUGCGCUCCUGGGAUUUGAGGGAGGGACGGCAGCUCCAGCAGCACGACUUUACCUCACAGAUCUUCUCACUGGGCUACUGUCCCACUGGGGAAUGGCUGGCCGUGGGAAUGGAGAGCAGCAACGUGGAGGUGCUGCACCACACCAAGCCCGACAAGUACCAGCUGCAUCUGCACGAAAGCUGCGUCCUCUCGCUGAAGUUCGCCUACUGUGGUAAAUGGUUCGUGAGCACGGGGAAGGACAACCUGCUGAACGCUUGGAGGACUCCUUAUGGCGCCAGCAUAUUCCAGUCGAAGGAGUCGUCGUCCGUCCUGAGCUGCGACAUCUCGGCAGACGACAAAUACAUCGUGACGGGAUCCGGAGACAAGAAGGCCACGGUCUACGAGGUCAUCUACUAGAGGAACGAGGCUCUCGCUCUGCUGCAGCACUUCUACUCAGAUGACUCGUACUCCCUUCUUCUCCCCGACCAACCAUCUGUGGACUACGACGGCUCGAGGCGAACUCCAAAUUUCUCAGACUUUAUUUGUGGGAAUCGGAAGCGCUGUUGGCCGAAGGAUGCUUGUACUGGAAAGACUUUUUUUUUUGUUUUUUUUUUUUUGGUCCUUUUGUUGUGGAGGGUUUAUUUCUGAGUUGCACAUUUUUUUUGUGACUUCUUUGAGAAAAUUUGGGUGUGACCUGGUGGAGCAGAGCUUCAUUUGUGAGAAACCCCAGACAUCCUGUGCAAAGUGUACAUACUGGAUUAAAUAAAAGACAUUUUAUAUAUAUUAUAAAAAUAUAUAUAUUUUCAUGUCCUGGGUGUACUUGUGAUGAUUGUUUUUUUUUUUUUUUUUUUUUUCCCCAGCCCAUAAUAUUUGAGUGGGAAAUCAGAACAUAGAUUAGAAACUUUUAACAAUUUUACUCUUUGAUUUUCUUAAAGCACAUUCUGCAGACUGAACUUUUCAGAAGUGUGUGGGAACUCAAACAUUUUGUGGAGAUUUAAGAAAAAAAAAAAGAAAGAAAAAAAAAAGCCUUUCACCGCUCUCACCGGCCGAGGAACUCGUGGUUCGAUGCCUCUGACUCAGACGGAGCCUCGACUGGUUCGGACCACUGUGGCAUCGAGCGGGACGCUAUGAUUCAGGAAAAGAGAUGGAUGUAAAUUUAAUUCGUAUAUAUAAAAACCUUUUUUUAAGUGUACUCGGUGUACUGGUCUGUCUGUGCUAUCUUUCUCCCUAUUUGUUUUGUUAGAUUUUUGGGAGACGUUGAAGCUUGGCUAACCCUUGGACCUCAACUGGCAGCAGAAGCACAAACUGAACGAGUGCUUUUUGCUAACUUGACGUAAUAUGGAUGUUGACUUUUUUUUUUUUUCUUGCUACAGACUAAACUCAAACAUCUAUUGGAACCUCUCUUCUCUUUGUAUCUUAUCGCUAUUCCUGGAAUAUGUUUGAUUGACUGGGAGACAUCGAUCUGAUUGACUCCACAGUCUUGUCUUCAGAGAAAUGUUCAGUGCCUCGAGUCGAUGCUCGGAAGGAAGGAAGGCACGGAGCUUAGAUAUAAACUGGUAUACUGAAGACGGUAAAUCAAGAUGUCUGAAUAAUUCUGGUUCUUACACUGUGCUACUGUCGGCAUUUCUCACGAGAAACUAAAAGGGGCGAAGCGCAGCAGUCCCUCUGAAUCACACCAAAGUAUGUAGCAAAUGCUGUCAGCACUGAAAAGAAAUGUACAGUUGUUAAUACAUCAAUAAAACCGUUUUUCUAGA